Molecule: messenger RNA, 2349 nt
Organism: Ustilaginoidea virens
Lineage: Eukaryota; Fungi; Ascomycota; Sordariomycetes; Hypocreales; Clavicipitaceae
Exons: 4
Coding region: 1-2349 (782 amino acids)
Biological process (GO): protein deubiquitination
Molecular function (GO): protein binding; cysteine-type deubiquitinase activity; zinc ion binding
Source: RefSeq, a predicted model, not a curated record
AUGUCGUGUCCUCAUCUGGAGUCCUUCAGACUCACCCCUCCGACGCCCUUGCAGUCUGUCUAUCGAGAAGACUGCACACAGUGCUUUGACUCUAUAGACGAUGCCACCGGCCUCGAUGUAUGCCUCCUGUGUUUCAACGGUGGCUGUGCCGGCACUCGCCUGCAUUCCAACCUUCACGGUUCCCUUAUGAGCCAUCCUCUAGUUCUAAAUAUCCGUCGGACUCGGAAGGCAGUCGUUCGAGACGAGCCGCCCGCAAAGAUGUCUAAGCUAGCCAUUGCUGCUGAAACCGAGGAGGAUCGAUACGACAUGGCGCUCGCAGCAAGAUGUCUCGACUGCAAUAUAAACCUGGAUAUUACAAACUCAAAGCUAACCCCAGUUGUAGAUGGCAUCAUGAAGGCAAACACCUUUUCUCGAAAGGAAGAGGUAAAGGCCUGGGAGCAGGAGCUUACCAGCUGUGAACACAUAUUGCUUCUGCAACAGCAUGAGUCCCGCGAAAUUGAGCAAGGCCAACUUGGGCAUUGUUCGAUGUGCGAUUUGCGGGAGAAUCUCUGGCUGUGCUUAGAGUGUGGUAACCUGGGCUGUGGUCGCAAACAGCUGGGGGGCGUUGAUGGAAACUCGCAUGCUCUAGCUCAUUCCAAGCAAAUCGGUCACGGCGUGGCGGUCAAGCUAGGAUCCAUCACCCCUGAAGGCACAGCCGACAUCUACUGCUACAAAUGUGACGAAGAACGGAUCGACGAAAAUCUGGGCGAGCAUCUCGCGCAUUGGGGCAUUAUGCUGGCCGAGCGGCAAAAGACGGAGAAGAGUCUCACCGAGAUGCAAAUCGAACAAAAUCUGAAGUGGGACUUCAGUAUGACCACUGAAGAUGGCAAAGAGCUUAAGCCAUUGUUUGGACCAGGCCUUACGGGUUUGAGGAACUUGGGAAACAGCUGCUACCUCGCCAGCAUCUUGCAGUGUCUCUUCGACCUGGUUGCAUUCCGUGACCGCUACUUUCGGCCAAACGAUGACCUGCCGGUGGUGGAGGAACCGGCGGCAGAUUUGGAAACUCAACUGCGGAAGAUGGCCGACGGACUUUGGUCUGGUCGCUAUUCAAAGCCCGAUGUUGAUCUGUCAACGGACUCGGACGUUCGCCACCAAAAAGGUUUGGCGCCUGCCAUGCUGAAACAUUUGAUUGGCCGAGGUCAUAACGAGUUCUCUACUAUGCGGCAACAAGACGCAUUUGAGCUGCUGCAACAUCUUUUCAAACUAAUCACAAGAUCGCUUCACCCAGGCGACCUGAAGGACCCGACCUCACAGUUCAGAUUUGUCUUGGAACAGAAACUUCAGUGCCUGAGCUGCAAUAAGGUCAAGUACAGUUUCAGCGAGCAGGAUAACCUCUUCAUCGACGUUCCUUUAGAGAAGCUCCCAGCAGAGGAUGGUUCCGAGACCCCUGGAGUUGGAUACAGACCUGUUUCAUUGAAGGAGUGUCUCGACAUCAUCACGGCACCUGAGAAAGUCGAACUGACAUGUUCAUCUUGCGGCGGCAAGGAUGGCUUCUCCAAGCAGUCCCUGUUCAAGACCUUUCCAGAAGCCCUAGCUGUCAAUGCCCGCAAGAUGACCAUGGUCAACUGGGUUCCCAUCAAAGUCGAUGUACCAGUCAUAAUCCCUGACGAGCCGUUCCUGUUGGACGAUUACCUGUCGAAAGGCUUACAGCCAUUUGAAGAGCAACUGCCCGAAGAGCCAGAACCGCAAACGGCAGCAUUUGUACCUGAUGCUACCGCCCUAGCAAUGCUUGAGGGCAUGGGCUUCCCUCUCAACCGCUGCGAAAAGGCACUGCACGCUACUGGGAACUCUGAUGCAAACGCCGCCAUGGAAUGGCUCUUUGCUCAUUUAGAAGACCCUGAUAUUGAUGCUCCUUUGGAUCUGGCAGGCGAGGGCAAAGGCGCUGCUGGCAACACAGCUGACCCAGAGAAGAUCGAAUUGCUGGGGGCCAUGGGCUUUGGCGCUCCACAGGCGAAAAAGGCACUCAAGGAGACGAGUGGUGACGUCGAACGAGCGGUAGAAUGGCUCUUCAGCCACCCAGAUGACCAGGGCUUGCUCGAGGAUGAGGCUGACGGCACUCAUGUCAGACCUGCCACGCCCAAAGAAUUCGCAGGCAGCGCAGCUCUCCCUGCCAAGUUCCAACUGCAGUCCAUCGUGUGCCACAAGGGAACAAGUAUUCACGCCGGACAUUACGUAGCAUUUAUCCGCAAGCAGUUGGGUAGCGAAGCCACUCCGAGUUGGGUCUUGUUCAACGAUGAAAAGGUUGUUGAAGCAACAGACGUGGACGAAAUGCGCAAAUUUGCAUAUGUCUACUUUUUCAACAGAGUGUAA